AUGGUUCGAAGCUUGAAGAAUCCAAAGAUGGCGAAACGCAAGAACAAGGGUUCGAAGAAAGGAGAAGGAUCGUCGUCAAAUUCGGGGCCCACGGUGGAGGCUAAGGUGUGGCAACCAGGUGUUGACAAGCUGGAAGAAGGGGAGGAGCUUCAGUGUGACCCUUCUGCUUACAAUUCCCUUCACGCUUUUCAUAUUGGGUGGCCUUGUUUGAGUUUUGAUAUAUUGCGAGAUUCAUCGGGAUUGGUGCGUACCGAGUUUCCACAUACAGUGUAUUGUGUUGCUGGAACACAAGCAGAGAAGUCUUCCUAUAAUUAUAUUGGAAUAUUUAAGUUAUUAAAUAUUUCUGGGAAGAGACGUGAACUGAUACCCAACAAGAUUGACAAAGAUGGCUCUGACAUGGAAAGUGACAGUAGUGAUAGUGAUGAGGAUGAUGGGGAAUAUGGUGGUGGAUUGAGCUCCCCAAUUUUGCAAGUAAACUUGUAA
Striga hermonthica is the source of this 483-nucleotide messenger RNA. Lineage: Eukaryota; Viridiplantae; Streptophyta; Magnoliopsida; Lamiales; Orobanchaceae. The record is from the annotation of a GenBank genome assembly.